Messenger RNA from Pygocentrus nattereri (red-bellied piranha), 2554 nucleotides. RefSeq lists its product as uncharacterized. The transcript is spliced from 11 exons. The coding region runs from base 719 to 2302 and encodes 527 amino acids. Lineage: Eukaryota; Metazoa; Chordata; Actinopteri; Characiformes; Serrasalmidae. The record is from RefSeq and is a predicted model, not a curated record.
AUCUCUCUCUGUUUUUCGCCUCUGAAUUUUGAGUUGAAGUGUCUAUACGUCUGCCAGCUUCGUUUGUUUAACAUCAUUCUGUGUUAAAACAGGGUUUAGCUCAGAUUAAACUGGUGUAAAUAAGUAGUGAGCUAACGCUUCAGCUAGCGAUAACGGCCGUGCCACGUUGCUAAGCAACGACAUUUCACUAAACAUAGUUAGCAUUAGCUUAGUUUGAGCUAUCUUGUAUUUUAGGCAUAUUUUAGUAGAAAGCAUCGUUUCUAGUGUCCGUGAAGGGAAACUCUACAUAAUUUUGCAUAAUUAAAUUUAAGGUUAAGAUUGAAACCGAGUCAUUCAGAGUGGUUUGGUGUGAAAUCCGUUCUAGAGAAACUUACAGAAUCAGAAUUGUUUACGGUGGUGCUGAUAGGAACCAGACGUCCACCCCUAAAGGUCCCUCGCUGAAGCUUAUUACAUGAAAUGAUUUGAUAUUUGCUGGCUCAUGUCAUUUUUUAUUGUUUUAUGACUAUUUUACCAUCAUUAACAUCACAUAGAGCAGCUCAGAAUGGACAUGUAGGUUCACUGGAAUGAUUGCAUCAGUUUAGCUUGUAACAUUAACACGUUAGGAGUAACAAAAGGGAUGCACCGAUAUGGGAAUCGAUGGGACGAUUAACCAAAACCGAUGCUGAUAUAUAAAAGCUAAACAGGGAGCACCGUGGCUCUGUGGUCAAUUCUGCCCAGCAUGAGAAGCCUCAGUGAUGAGGGCCUGGAUGAAGCGCACUGUUUGUGGGCCCUGUGUCCUCAUCCCUGCUGCUGGGAGACGGAGCACCGUAUUGCAAAAGGCAUUUAUCGCAGGGCAGCCAGAAAACCCACCAAACGCUACACUCCUGUCCAGGAGAGUUUGCCCUCUCAGAGCAUGGUCAGCGUCUCUGAGUGGGCUGGCAGACAAAGGCAUUCUGAAGGGAAGCCGCUGUACAAGAUGGUCAGUUCAGACAGCUCUGAGUCUGAGGGAUCUCUGCACAGUGUUCCCUGCCUACCAGUGCUCCCACAGACAGAGAACACACAUUCAGAUCCAGCAGCCAGCUUGGCAUCUUCAACAUCACAUUCUGGUGGCGCAGAAGGAAAAGGAGUGAAAUUAAACACAGUUCAGGUCAGCCCUCCGAUCGGCUCUGAGUCACCGUGGGGAUCAGGCUCUCUGGUCUUGUGGGUCCCAAACCCGAACUACGUGCCUCAUCGUCUUUCACAGGAAAGGUCCCCAAAAUAUACAGUGGAGGAGUUAAUCUGCCUUCCAGCCCAUCCAAUACAGAAGACUUCUAAAGUGGAAGAGAAGCCUAGAAGUGUAAAGAAGAAGGUGCGAUUCCACCUAGCCUGUUCACCCUUGACCUCUCACUCCAGGAGAGAAGCAGGGUCAUCCUCUCCAAGUCAGCUUGACCCAGCCUUGGACAGCAGCGUCAGUGGAGAAGAACAGACAUAUGACAUCUUGCGGUCAAGUGCACGACAUCCAUCAGCAGUGAGAGAGAGUAGAGUAGAACAUGAACCCGAAGACCUCGGACAGAGCAGUACCUUCAUGCCUACGAUUAGACCCGUAUUCUUACACACAGCCCGAGAAAGGGGGGUCAAGAAAGUGAGCAAGGAUGCCCCAACAUCUCUCUACAAAAUGGACAGCAAGACAGGUGAGGAGAGUGUGGACUGGGACAGUCUGAGGCAGCAAACAUACCUGUGGAAGAGGCAUAACUUACCUCAGCUUAAAGACUGCAGGAGCACAUUAUUUCCCCCAGGGGGCACCAGUGUAUCUCAGGAAAACUUUGGAUUCUCCCCCAUUUCUACGUUACGACCACAUCAGCGUCUCCAAAGCCCACUGUCUGUAGCUCCUGCGGCGUGGCACUGUGGGAAGGGGAUUUGGCGCUAUCAGCAAAGCAGCCUCUCACUGCUGUCUCACAGCAAAAAGCUCCACAGCACAGCUUUAGAGACAGAUACGGUCUACAGUACUUCUACUGUACGGAACCACAGCUUACAGCAUGGAGUGCAGAUGUUAGACACAGAUGAGAAGAAUGUGACAGAGGAGGUUCUUAAAGGCAACAUCACGCCAUUUAACUCACUGCUCUGCUGCCAGCACUCAAACCAGAAACGCCCUGGCAGUGAGUGUGAGUCCAUAUUCCAGGUUUGCCACAGUUUUCCAGAGGAGUCUAAUCCCAGUGCUAACAACAGCCUCAGCAUCAUCACUGGAGUGGUGCAGCCCUGGAGAGAGAGCAGGUCUACAGGCAGAGACCCAGGACCCAAAGAAUACCAACUGUCCACUCCCCCACCCAGCCUCAACUCACUAUAGCAUACACGUAUGCUGAAGUAGUUUUCGUGUUUAGAUUAAAUGCAGACUCAAAUUAGUUUGUAUUGGUUUAUUUCUUAAGUUUGCUUAAUGACUAGUUCUUGUGAUUAUUAACCGGGUUUAAAGUGGCUUAUUUUGUAUAUUUGUAACUGCUGUUAUGACUUGACAACAAUAGGUGGCAAUCUAAAUCUCUUCAUACGUGCUGGUUGUUGAAUAAACAGGCCAUGAUAUGGUUGGCUCAGCAGUGAGAGCCCA